Molecule: messenger RNA, 1166 nt
Organism: Harmonia axyridis
Lineage: Eukaryota; Metazoa; Arthropoda; Insecta; Coleoptera; Coccinellidae
Exons: 4
Coding region: 151-999 (282 amino acids)
Source: RefSeq, a predicted model, not a curated record
GUAGAAUGCUCGAAUUUUAUUUGAAUCACAUUUAUGUACUGAUUAGCUAACACAAAUCAAUUUUUGUGAAGAGAUUUUCAUAUAAAUCUCUGCUUUACUCUGUGAUUAUCAUUUGAGUUUUUCCUUUGUCGUGCAAUAUAUUGAAGAAACAUGGCAGCUUGUGCUCUUCCAGCAGAUAAUUGGCAAGACUGCAAAACUAUUCAGGUUCAACAAGAUUGUUAUCCAAUACCAAAAGAACAUGGUUGGAAAGACUGCAAGAACUUUCAGGUUCCAGAGAGUUCUCUUUGGAUUGAAGGCAACAAUUGUGGGAACAACAUAGGGUAUGGAGAUAAUUGGUACAACGUUGAAGAUGGUGUUGAAGUUGUUUCAGGCGAAACACAAUGUGACAUUAUUGACAGUGGAUGUGGCGUACCUAGUUCCGAACAGGUACUCAUCUCUGAAGCAAUGAUGGAUAGUGGUUUACACAGAAAUCACUGCCAUUCUAGAAGAAACCAUUGUCGCUGCAGAAACAUUUGCCACCCAUCCAGAAAUGACUGUGAAGCAUCGAAUUCUCCAACAAACACAAAGUCAUCCUCCUGCAAUGAAACCAAAAUAUCCGCUUCAAAUGUCAAGAGUACUUGCAAAGCCUCUUCAACAAGCAUCAAAAGAGACUCCGGAGAUCAUCACCACUCACACCAUGGUCAUGGUAAUGGUCAUUGCCAGUGUGCUGGUCAGAGCUGUCAAUAUGUUCACAGCACGAGGAUGGUACCGAAAGUAAUUGUCCAGCCUCGUGUAAGAUACGUACCUCAAGUGGUCAAUGAUGAUUCAUGCAUACAACAAACUGUAUGCCAACCGAGUUGUAAUUCCGUUGAGAAGUCAGUCGAAACUUGUGGAUCCUGUGGUAGGCAUCGAAGAUGUAGGGAAGCUGUAAUUUGUCAGAGGUCCAGAAGUGAAUACCGUUGCAAUAGAGGUAGUGCAAGCGAAAAGAAGAAAUCCACUCGCAAAGGUCUUUGCUGGUAACAUGUUUUUCAGCAACGUGUUGGAAGCGAUAUGUUUUUCAGCUUUUUGGAUAAUUUGCGUUGCUUUGUUUUUCAUUUUGUUAUAUUUUAUCUUAGUGAUGUUAAAACUAAUUUGAAAUUUACCUUAAUACUUGUCUGUUGGCGUCUAAUAUAAUAUCUCUACAACUC